Oryzias latipes (Japanese medaka) is the source of this 3614-nucleotide messenger RNA. RefSeq names its product ubiquitin specific peptidase like 1 (gene uspl1). Lineage: Eukaryota; Metazoa; Chordata; Actinopteri; Beloniformes; Adrianichthyidae. Gene Ontology annotation, biological process: protein desumoylation; Cajal body organization. Gene Ontology annotation, molecular function: SUMO binding. The record is from RefSeq and is a predicted model, not a curated record. Gene Ontology annotation, cellular component: Cajal body.
GGGGGCCAGCGGAACCUUUGCGGGGGAUGACAAAGACAGACGCAAAGCCGGCGGCCACCGGAAGUAGAACGUUUCUGUCACGAAUGUAUGAAAAGAUGCACAUGGAGCCGCCUCUCUGGCAAUUUGGGAGCUGAGCCAAGCUGCUGUGACAUGGUAAUGUUCAGUGAACAGCACCUGGUAGCCGUGGAGCCAAAGAGAAGCGACUGUUUGCCGAUGACUGAUGGAGACACUGGUUUGGAGGCUUUGGCCUCACCGCAGGCGGGGUAUUUAGGAAAAGUUCAAGAAAGAGCUGCUUCAUUGGAUCAUUGUCCUUGGUGUGCUGCAAAGGGGCUCACCUUUUCUUUACGUUCGUACCACAUCAACCUCCAAGAGUCAAUCACCCUCUGCACAAACUCCCAGUGCCUUUUCCCCCUAGUCACCCGACCCCUGGAGGAUAUUUUGUCUGGCUUGGAUUUGACAAAGUCAAUUGUUGAGAACAAAAGAAAAAAUAAUUUUGCACUUGAACAUGAGGAGCUUGUAAAGUCACCAGUCAAACGCCAGAGAAUAAGCGAAGAUGCUGAUUUUGAGCCACAGAGUGGGACUCAAACAGAUCGUGAUGUCAUCAGUCCCAUCAGAAACGGCCUUCAACAAACACUUGAAGAUGAUGGCAAAAAUCUCAACGAAAACCAGAAGGUGUCCGUGGACGCAGAGACAGUGGGAUGCAAUUAUUCACCUGAUAAGGAUGUGCAAAAGAGAAGUAUAAUUUGCUCAGAUGAUUGUGCUGCAUCUGCAUGCUUGGCAUCGGAGGAACUGUCAUCAAACUCUUUGGGGGCCACGGUUGAAAACGAGGCUACAAUUCCUUCUCACCUCGGUUCUGUCGAUACACCUGACAAAACCAGUCAUCACAGGAUUUCUAUUCCGGACAACGAUCAGGACACAUUAUUUAUGGAAGUCGAUAUUCCACUGACUCCGGCAUUGAGGACAGAUGAAAACUCCCCUACUGCGGAUAUUAUCAUUUGUAAAGACGGCAAAAACUCCAAACCAGGGAGUGAGGAUUUGUCCUGCACUUCGCAAAAGUCCAGCAAGCUUGUUUCUGUUCCUAAGCAGCUUUUCUGGAGCAACAGGGACAGCUUGUGUUGGCUGGACUCCCUGCUGGUCGCUCUCGUGAACUGUAAGAGCUUGAGGAAAAGUAAACCUAAAGAGGAGCCUCAGCGCUCAUCGGUGUGGCACUUGAUGACAAAAUAUGACAGCAUUUGUUCUUCCAUCAAAACGCACCAACACACCGACAAAGAUGGUCUCGCUUUGGUGCCGAGUCAUGUUCUGCAACAGGCCAAUGCUGACCUGGAAAGUCUCAGGAUAUCGCUCUUUCAAGAACUGCAGCCCAAACUGCACUGCAAACUGGGUCAGAGGGAAACUCCGGUGUUUGCCAUGCCACUUCUGCUGAAAAUGGACUCGUGGGCGGAGCCUCUUUUCCAGCUAACCUUUCGCUGGGAGUUCCAAUGCAGGGAAUGCAAAGUUGCCUCCAAAGAGAGGGUUACGAAAACUCUCCCCACAUUUACAAAGGUGGUGUCAGAUUGGCACCCACAGCACGCAGUUCAUUUCUCUCCAUGCAAUUACUGCCGCAGACCCAAUCAGAUGAGAACUAUGACGCUGGAGAGAGUGCCUGAAGUAUUUGCACUGCACUUUGUGGAGGGUCUUCCUCAAAAUGAUGUUAAUCUGCACUCAUUCAACUUCAAUGAGAAGCGGUAUUCUAUAACCACCGUCAUACGAUAUGACCAACAACUUCAGCACUUUGUCACCUGGACUCGCAGAAGUGACGGAUCCUGGCUGGAAUAUGACGACCUAAAGCACCCAGAAUGUCAAAUCCAUCAGGAGCUUCUGAUACCUGCUCACGAGAUGCACAUUAUCUUCUGGGAGGAAGAGGGUGAAGAGCCUUCUGUUUGUUCUCCAUCCUCCACAUUUGUGGAACCCCCUCCCCCUGUUGAAAGCCUCCCCAGUUUGACGAACUUGAGCGUCAAUGAACCGCUCCUUCACAAUGACACUGACAUCAUCUCUGCAUUUGUGGAAGAAGAGAGCCCGUCUGCCGCCAAUGCUGACACGUCAAUAGGUGCCACAACGCUCCUCGAUGCGUUUCAGGGUCUCAACCACAACGACAUUGUCACGCUCACACUGGUAGAAUUGGAAACGCAUCAGGAAACGUUGCCUUCAAAAGACAACAAGCCUGCUCAGGACUUUAAUGUGUCUUCAAGGGAUGAGAAGUUCCCAUCUUCGCCAGACAGUUCGUCUCCCACAGAGGUUAAUGUGUGUCAAAGCUCUAAACCUCCAGCCACAGCUAGCUCCUCUGGUCCUGAGAGUGAUGUAGGCAUCGAUCCAACGUUUGUUACUGCAACAGCUUCUUCAGAACCAUCCACACCAGUUCCCAACAACUCUGGGAGUCCCAUUGUUCAUGACAACCAGAAAGCAUCUCCUGUGUCUUCUACCGAUACCUCAGCUCUGUCCACCAACCAGGAGAGUUCCACGACUACAUCAGUACUGGGUCAGAACGCUCGUUUGUCCUUAAUGCUAACUGCGCAUCCUUUGUAUAAACACAAGUGGAAUAAAAAUUUAGAAGUCACACAAGAACUCACGCCGGCAGCAAAAACAAGGCUGGCCCAGCCUCUUCAUUCUACUCCGCAUCCUCUGAAGAAACAGCCCAUUCCCAUAACUCUGUCCAAACCGCAGAUCUUAGCUGAUGAAAGCGGGGAGUUCCCACCAAAGGCUGCAGAAAUGUAUGGUGGAUUCAGUACAAAGAGUCUUCCUCCAUCUCCUGCACUGCCCAAUGACGAAGCAAUAGUGUUUCAGACGGUUUCAAAGUUGCCGUCUAUGCCCACAUCAAAGCAAUUUCUGGAUAUCUGGCCUUCGAAGAAGCUCCCCUCAAAAGUCCCCCCAGGUCUUAGCGACACUGAAGCUCUUAGAUACAAGCUAAUAAAGAAACUUAAGGCCAAGAAGAAGAAGCUUGCGAAAUUGAACCAACAAUUAGGCAAACAGGGGGGAACCUUCCUGUUACCGGACAGCACUGCUCUGACCUCUCCAAGCACGGUGAGUUCCAGCACAUAUGAUGGCUCCACUUGUGACGACUUCCUGUCAGAGUUGCUGUCACCUGCAACCACAGCCAGCAACGUUUCACCGGACAGCACUGGGUUCUUGGAGAUGCUUGCCAGUGGGCAGAACGUACCUGAAACGUUGAACUCCAAAGUCAGCGAUAACAUCCAAUCUCAUACGAACUGUGGUACUAAUGAGCCUGAUGCUGAAAACUUCCUGGAAAUGUUCCUCUCACAGUGCUGUUGAUCUAAAAUGAGCAAAUAUUCAGUAAAUAUAUGAAGCAAGAUAUGCUGGUUUUAAUAGCAUGGAAAAUAAGUGAUUUUAUAAAUCAGGUUUCUUUUUUUCUGUUUGAAGACACUGGUUUUCAUUCUUGUGUUCUUAUAAAAAGGUUUUUGGAGUUUUUUUCCUGUUUUGGUGGUUUGUUUGUUGGAUCAUAGUUUUAUUUUUGAAGGAUUCAACACCUUUUUUAUUUGUACUGUAAUUCAUACCCCAAUACAGAAUCAAUGUUAGGUAAGGAACUUAAAUUGGCAAUAAAUGUUUUACUGUUGCAUUUA